This is a messenger RNA of Alternaria alternata, 1694 nucleotides long. RefSeq lists its product as hypothetical. Bases 428 to 1612 code for a protein of 394 amino acids. Lineage: Eukaryota; Fungi; Ascomycota; Dothideomycetes; Pleosporales; Pleosporaceae. The transcript has 3 exons. The record is from RefSeq and is a predicted model, not a curated record.
CUCUUCAAAAUAGUCACCAUGUUACUUGGAAGCAUAGAAUGGUAGACUAACAUUAAAUAGCGAACUUGACUAGCUUGCCUACGUUCCACUAAUACAUAGUACUGUGUACAAUGCCAUGCUUCGUAACACCAAGCUGUCCAAUCUUACUCACUCCAAAUAUGCUUUCAUAUACAAACGUGUUGGACUACUUCUCUCAUGAAGAACGCGUUGAAUCCCCACAGACGUCAUGAUAGAGGGUAAUGCAUCUGCUGAGUCAUGUCCUCCUCUCAUUUCCGAUCCAUGGUCGCCAUGCGCAAACCAUAGUCUCGGGUUCCCCACACACCGGAAGGUAGAGCGACGGCUCCUCAUGGUUUUUUGAACUUGGAUAUUUUUGGACACAAAAGUCCUCAACCGCAAUUUUCUUUCUCUUGCAUCGUUCGUCGCUGGCAUGCUCGCGCCUUGCUUCCGCAUGCGCAGUAGACCCCUCCUCCAGCACCAACUAUCACAAGCCUGGAGACCAGCACUCCGAACGCCAACGAGACUACCCGCAGUACCUGCUUUCCCACCACCAAGUUCGAGAUGCUAUUCCAAAAAAGCGUCCAAAGCGCAAACGGGCGCUGGCACGACGACGCCCGUUCCUGACAACGCGAAGCCGCCCAAGUCCAAGUUGCCUUUCUACUUUGAGGCUGGAUAUGCGCUUUUCGCAAAGAGGCCUUCACGGCCGUUUCCUCCGCCGUUCUUGUCGUUGCCUUCAACGAGUUUCUCUGAGCCCCUAAGUACACAUAACAAGAGUAGGGAUCGUCGACCGACUGUAAAUGGGGAGAUGAUAAGAGGGGUUACAAACGGGGACGAUGCGGUGCUAGUCAGUGAGAGCUUCAUUGCAGCAAACGACGGUGUGGGAGCAUGGGCGACGAGAGAAAAGGGACAUGCCGCUUUGUGGUCCCGUCUCAUCGCCCAUUUCUGGUCCCUUGAAAUCGAGGGCGCAUCCUACUCCUCCACCUCGCCUCCAAAUCCCGUCACGUACCUCCAGACCGCAUACGAGCUUACCAAGCAAGCCACCUCCUCGCCCAACGAAUGGCACGGCACAACUACUGCCUGCGGAGCGCUUCUCGGAGCGGACAACGAACAACCGGACCACCCCUUGCUCUACGUGACGCAAUUAGGCGAUUCCCAAAUCCUCGUCAUACGACCAAGUAGCAAGGAAGUCAUCUACAAAACGCAGGAGCAAUGGCACUGGUUUGACUGUCCACGGCAAUUGGGUACGAAUAGUCCAGAUACACCAGACAACAAUGCGGUCAUGGAUUGUGUGGAGAUCCGGGAAGAAGACGUCGUACUGGCGCUGACGGAUGGCGUAGUAGACAAUUUAUGGGAACAUGAAAUUGUUGAAAAUAUCUGCGAAAGCAUGGAGAAGUGGACCGGCGACAAAGAUAAAGAUACAGAGGACCAGACGUAUGCUGCUGGUAUGCAAUUUGCAGCACAGCAGUUGAUGAAUGCCGCAAGAGAGAUAGCUCAGGAUCCGUUUGCUGAGAGUCCAUAUAUGGAGAAGGCGAUCGAUGAGGGCUUAUCCAUCGAAGGAGGAAAGCUUGACGACAUCAGUGUCGUAGCCGCACAGUGUAAACGGCGCAAAGGAUGAAACGGCGUAACGAGAUUCUAACGACCGAAAACCUGCAACGAACGACAGACUAAACCACACGCCGAUUGGUAGUAAAAGCAUC